AUGGCUGAGCACAAGUACUUUUUCAACGUCACCAUGUCCUGUGACGGCUGCUCCAACGCUAUCAAGCGUGUUUUGGGACGCCUUGAAGGUGUAAAGUCAUUCGACAUUCAGCGCGAGGCCCAGACCGCAGAUGUGGUUACUGAGGAAUCAGUCCCGUUCGAAAAAGUCCUACAGACGAUCAAGAAUACUGGCAAGAAAGUCAACAGUGCAAAGGCAGAUGGAGUGGACAUGGCGGUCUGA
Molecule: messenger RNA, 240 nt
Organism: Xylona heveae TC161
Lineage: Eukaryota; Fungi; Ascomycota; Xylonomycetes; Xylonales; Xylonaceae
Exons: 2
Coding region: 1-240 (79 amino acids)
Biological process (GO): copper ion transport
Cellular component (GO): cytosol
Molecular function (GO): copper chaperone activity; metal ion binding
Source: RefSeq, a predicted model, not a curated record